AAUCUGAAAAGAGAGAGGGAGGUGUAUUGGAGGUGGAUUAAUCUGAAAAGAGAGAGGGAGGUGUAUUGGAGGUGGAUUAAUCUGAAAGGUCACGCUGCUGCCUGUCUCCACCUGACACCUGCCUGACACCUGACAUUUGAGUUAAUGAGCGCUCGUCCAGGUGUCACGCUACUGAUCUACAACGGUCAUUGGAGAAUGGAAAGACUUAUUGGGGCUGCCACUCUGUGUGGAGAUCUCAAGGCCUUUCUCAGCAACCACAACCUGCCCAAAGGCAACAUUUCCCUGGUAACGUCACCCGGCUACAGUCCUGCCACCAAGAUUACUUUGGGAGCGGUGAACUCCAACGUGGGGACCCCAAUGAUCAUCAGCACGCCACAGAGAGUCUCUCACUCCGGCAGCAUCAUCAUCGGCAGCCCGUUCCAAACACACACGCCCACGGCCAUGGUGACGCAAGCCCAUGGGUGACCCGUCGAGUCUCGCAUAUCACCUGCGGCCAGGAAGCGCACCCAUGACUUUGUAGAGUCCUAUCUAUCUGACCGGGACGGACUGUGCUCCAGUGACUCAUCUUCCUGCAAGCGUAUGAAGAAGGGUGAUAAGAAUGGCAAGGGCCUGCGCCACUUCUCCAUGAAGGUGUGUGAGAAGGUACAGAAGAAGGGCACCACCUCCUACAACGGUCGCCCGGCGAGCUGCUGGUGUGUGUCUCCACAGCAGGUGUAUGACCAGAAGAACAUCCGGCGGCGUGUGUAUGACGCGCUGAACGUCCUCAUGGCCAUGAACAUCAUCUCCAAAGAGAAAAAGGAGAUCCGCUGGAUAGGCCUGCCCACCAACUCCGCACAGGAGUGCCACAACCUGGAGCUUGAGAAACAGAAACGCCUGGAGAGGAUCAGACAGAAAAGAGCCCAGCUGCUGUGAUUUGAGUCUAUACUACAGCAAAUCGCCUUUAAGAACCUGGUCCAGAGAAACCAGGCAGCAGAGGCGGAGUCCCAGAGCCCUCCUCCUCCCGGCGCGGUCAUCCAGCUGCCCUUCAUCAUCCUCAACACGGACGUGCGCACAGUCAUCGACUGCUCCAUCUCCAGCGACAAGUGCGAGUACCUGUUCAACUUUGACAACACGUUUGAGAUCCACGACGACAUCGAGGUGCUGAAGCGCAUGGGCAUGUCGCUGGGCCUGGAGAGCGGCUCGUGCACCGCAGAGGGACUCAGCCUGGCACGCUCGCUCGUGCCCAAGUCUCUCCAGUGCUACGUCACAGCCAUGGCCAGGAACUCCAGUCGCACGCCCCACAGCCACACGAGUUCUCUCCCAGGUGACCUGGACUCAUCCUCGCUCAGUGGUGGGAGGAGCUUCAGCCACAGUAGCACCGCCCCCUCCCACGCCUCUGAAUCCCGCAGCUCUUUCAACGAGGAGGAAGAGGACGAGGAAGAGGACGAGCCCUCGUCACCCGAGUGACCCAUCCAAAAAACCAACGCCUGACCAAUCAGCAUCCCUGACGGGGGACAAAUAAAUAAAUAAAUAAAUGAAAAAUGAAAAGGAAAAAAAAAAAAAGACUUCCAAUGCACCUAAUAUCCCUACAGGAGGAAUUGGAGGCAUGCUCUACAGGAAAUAAGCUGCCAUUUUGGUUUUCUAUGAAUAAGAUAUGUUAGGAAUAUAUAUCUCUCCAUCACUUUCCUUCUUCCCAAACCCCCUACUCUAGAAUUGGAGUCAAUCGUGCCUCCUAGGUGUGUGUGUGUGUGUGUGUGUGUGUGUGUGUGUGUGUGUAAUUGAUUGCUUAACUGUCUGUGUGUGUGUGUGUGUGUGUGUGUGUGUGUGUGUGUCAUUGAUUGCUUAACUGUGUGUGUGUGUGUGUGUGUGUGUGUCUCUGGUAGUCUGGUAGUGGAGUGCUCUGAGUUUGAGAGUUUGAGUAGAGGCCCCAUGCCCUACAGACGUCAGCCAAGGCCUCUCAGGGCCCCGACCCCCUGGGCUCACCCCGACCCCCUGGGCUAACCCCGACCCCCUGGGCUCACCCGGACGCCCUUCUCACCCGGACGCCACUUCUAUUUAUGUCCAAGCUCACAUCAGUCAUAACUGUGACAUUUCAGUUUGCCUGCUUUCCACUCCUCCAGACCAGGCUUGCGACCCAAGCAGCUUCCAUUAUCCAUCCUUCGUUUGCUCAUUUAAGGGAACUUUUUUGACUUAUUUCAGUCUGCAAAUGGCAUACAUUUCGCAGACUAUAUUUGUAUAUUUCUUUUUCCCUAAAAAAAAUCAAACAUGCUAUCGUUUUUAAGCGUGACUAAUAUUUGUCGAUCUUCUAUUGUUAUUGUUAUUUGAUUGUAUAGCCGAUCGAUUAGGAUUCAUGCUCAUCUUUCACCGCAUCUACUAUUGCAGAGACCUCCUGGAGCGUUUUGGAGAGGUGCGUUAUGGGAGAUGUAGUCUUGUGCGUGAGAAGUAGUAUAGCAUCACUCAUUCCUUAUUUUUGGUUGUUAUCCCAAAGCCGAUGUAUGAAUAGCAACUCUUCCCGGACACACUGCCUUGCGUUCUGAGACACACUGGUUGGUUAUGUUUUUUAAAAGGACAGAUUACUAAUGAGAUGCCUGAAGUGCAGGCAUUUUUCCUCCUGUUUCUAUUCACACGUUAAGGUUCUGCUCUCUCUUUGGAAAUGUAACUGUGUAUGUAUAUACCUAUACAUAUAUAAACAUAUAAUUUUGGUUA
This is a messenger RNA of Alosa alosa (allis shad), 2685 nucleotides long. RefSeq names its product transcription factor Dp-2 (gene tfdp2). Gene Ontology annotation, molecular function: RNA polymerase II transcription regulatory region sequence-specific DNA binding; DNA-binding transcription factor activity, RNA polymerase II-specific. Gene Ontology annotation, biological process: regulation of transcription by RNA polymerase II; regulation of cell cycle. Gene Ontology annotation, cellular component: nucleus; transcription regulator complex. The record is from RefSeq and is a predicted model, not a curated record. Lineage: Eukaryota; Metazoa; Chordata; Actinopteri; Clupeiformes; Clupeidae. The transcript is spliced from 14 exons.